UGUACCGGCUGUCGGUGUUGUCCUGAUGGCACAGUGUGCAUCACCACCAAUGGAGUUGCUGAAUGCAUUGACGCCUGUGUGAAUUACAAUGUACUGAACGAUGCCUGGCGUUCAACAGAGAACACAGACUAUUCAAUCUUACACUGUGACUAUUACACUGCCUGGAGUGGUUGGUAUCGCUUUUACUUGGGUCAGACCAGCGCUCAGAUUCCAGAGAAAUGUGUAGCAGAAAGAAGAUGUGGAACUCAUGCUACUUUGUGGAUAAAUGGGGCUCAUCCAGUUCAGCUUAACGAAACCGUAACUCGGACUGUGUGUAGCACUUGGUAUGGUUCCUGCUGCUAUUUUCCCACGCACACCGUCCAGAUCAAACGUUGUUAUGGAUACUACGUCUACAAACUUCAACAGCCGUAUGGAUGCUAUAUGGCAUAUUGUACAGAACCUCAACCCUUCAGAGUAUCGACACAAGAUGAGAGCAGCAUCACUCUGCAGUGGAACAAGAUCAACAACAACAGCAGCACCAGCUUUAUUCUGCAGUUUAAUGGCACAGAGAUAAACAUCACUGCACCAGAUGGAGAUGGACCAGUGAACUACACAGUCUCAUCUCUCACUGCUGGAACCAGAUACACAUUCACUCUCUUCACUGUGUUUGAAAAUGUGAGAAUCAAUGUAGAGCAACUGACAGCUGUGACUGCUCCUCGAAAUGCAGAAGGAUUUAUGAAGUUAGAACAAGAUGAGAGCAGCGUCACUCUGCAGUGGAACAAGAUCAACAACAGCACCAGCUUUGUUCUCCUGUUUAACGGCGUUGAGACAUUCAUCAGAGCACCAGAUGGAGAUGGACCAGUGACUCACACAGCCUCUUCUCUCACUGCUGGAACCAGAUACACAUUCACUCUCUUCUCUGUGUUUGAAAACGUCAGAAGCAGUGGAGUCAGCAUUGCGGUGGUCACUGCACCUAAAAAUCCAGAGGGCUUCAGAGCAUCGGAACAAGAUGAGACCAGCAUCACUCUGCGAUGGAAUAAAGUCGGCAUCAACAUCAGCUUUGUUCUGCAGUUUAACGGCACAGAGACAAACAUCAGAGCACCAGAUGGAGACGGACCAGUGAAACACACAGUCACAUCUCUGACCGCUCGUACAAACUACACAUUCACCCUGUUCUCUGUGUUUGAAAAUGUCAGAAGCAGUGGAGUCGGCAUACUUGCAACUACUGGGCCAAAUUAUGUUUUGGGAAUGAAUCUGAGGUUGAAGCUUCCCAGCACAAUGACAGAAUCAGAGCUAGAAGACGCUUUGAUAGAGCUCCUCAGGAAAUAUAAUCUGCCGCCACAGAUUAUUCUGAAAAUCGUUUCUUCCAAACCUUGAAAUCAGCGGGGGAAUCAAAUUCUGGAUAAUUCAUCUGUAACGUUGUUUCCUUUCCCUGAAAUAACAUGAGGUUUAUUUUAUGUACCAAUUUAAAAAUUCUGGAAUGUUGUAAUUUUACAGAUUUGAUUUUCUUUUGUGAGAUAUUGUAAUCUAUUUUUGUUCACCAAGAACUCAAUUAAGAAUUUCUUCUAUUUUCAUUAAUCAUUUAUGUACAUUUCUUCUAUGAUUGUGUUGUCUCUAAAUACAGUUUUAGGAAUCAAUGAAUUGGUUACUUUUUAUUGAAAAAUGGUCUUAGAUGAAAUACUGGAAGCUAGGUGCAGAAACUUGAAAAAACCUGAAAGAAAAAAAACUUAGAUAUGUGGUGAUACGAACAAAGUAAAAGUAAGAAGAAGCAAAACUUAAAUCAGUGUGACUCCAUUUUGCUCCCCUGGACAUUACGUGAAUGUGAAAUUCUGAUCUCCCACCACCAGGUGGCGGUGUAGGUAUUUACCACAAAUUUCAGUGACACAGAGUUCAACCAAAAAUGUGAUGCGACAGCCAGGUCAUAUGAGGUAAUGGGAGUUCUUUAAAACUAUUUGAAAUGCAUGCCAAAGCUAUACUCAGAAACCGCUUUUCAAACGGGUAUUUCCUGUAGCUCAUCUAUUGUUAUCUCUGGUUCUUAGCGUCACAAACAGUUUCCCAGAAAGCUUAGCUGAACUCAUGACAGAUUUACUAGACAGCAUAACCCAAUGUGCAAAAUGUGUUCAUCUUUGAGUUUCUGCUCUGCUAUUACUCUGAAGAACAGAUGGCACACAAUUGAAACACUAUUAACUUUAUGCUUUAUAAUAUGAUUUAAUUGCAAAUAAUUAAAAGGACCACUAAAGUAAACUCAGUGAUCAAACCAAAGCUAAGCUCAGUGUGAAAACAGAAAUAAAACCAACAUUUGUUGAUAACAUCUCUAAUAUGGAAAUGUUAAUCAAGGUAAUUAAAAAUAUUUCGAGUAUAUUUUGACACAAAGAUUUGAUGCAAACUGUUUGAAGUUGAAGAGUUCCUCCCCUAUUCUGUAAAUUUAUUAGAUUUAUGAAAAUAAGGAAUCCAAAAAACCCCUGCAAAUUUGUCAGGGCGUUACUAUAAAACUACUUCUGUUAGCAAUUUAUUCCAGGCUGGACUUUUUGGCUUCUCAACUUUUUCAGUUCGCUGUACAUCUAUAAAAAUGCACACACUAUCCUGAAAAAAGAGAUUCAGUUGUAUGUUUUAUGCAAUGGAUGACAUGAAAACGGUUGCAAUAAUAAUUAGUCAUAGACAAAGAUUGGAGGAAUAUGUGGUUUAGAUUCAGAGCUCGUCGUGAAGAUCUGCCUCACUCCAUGUCUGUCUUUGCCAGAGAUUUUUUUAUUGCUACUGACACAUAAAUAUGAUCAAUUAUUGACUGAUUUUCUGCCUCUUAGAUUAUGCCUGUGCCUCUAUGGGAAUUUUUUUCACAAGUUUUGCAAACGUAGAACGCUUGAAAACCACAUGAAAGCGAAAUACUUUUAUUUUACCCUCACAAAAUAAGCUUAUGCUUUAUAUAAAGGGGCGAUUGGUAUUCCGGUCAGUGAAAAAUGUUUUGCUUGUUUAGAUGAAGAAUGUAGUUUGUCAGGAAGUUCAAAAUGUGAAAAACAAGGAAAUUCUGGCUAAACUAAUCUCAGAUUUAUGCUGAGAUAAUCUGCACAGAUUUGACUCUGACGUCGUCAGCUUGCUUUUUUCACUCAACCAAUGAUGAUUUAAAGCUUAAUUUAAAAAUGUUCUUUUUUGUUAAUGUGUCUGUUUUCUGUUCCAUUAUAGUCUUCUUUCUUUUACAUUUUAGAGAGCUAUAUUGAGGAAAAACAAUACUUUAUUUGGAUUUUCAGAGAUACUUCAUUGUUAAGACAAUACUCAUCUGUUUCUUUAUAUGUUUAAAUCAUUAUUAAAUUUGCUGUUCAAAGUUGGUUGUCUGGUUACAUUAGACUUAAUUGUUCAGUUAUUACUUUUCUCUGUUAUUUUAAAAUAACUACCUUCUACAGGUUUUCUAAGCUUCUAAAUAAAGUAUGCGUUCUAUCCUUCCAUCUUCUUUAGCUUUCUGUUUGGAUCUCCCAACUAUUUCACUGCAACAAAUGAAACAACUUCACCAGA
This is a messenger RNA of Poecilia latipinna (sailfin molly), 3483 nucleotides long. Its product is annotated as exoglucanase A-like. The record is from RefSeq and is a predicted model, not a curated record. Lineage: Eukaryota; Metazoa; Chordata; Actinopteri; Cyprinodontiformes; Poeciliidae. The transcript is spliced from 8 exons. Bases 421 to 1356 code for a protein of 311 amino acids. Gene Ontology annotation, molecular function: protein binding.